This is a messenger RNA of Apis florea (little honeybee), 906 nucleotides long. Its product is annotated as putative aarF domain-containing protein kinase 2. Gene Ontology annotation, molecular function: ATP binding; protein kinase activity. Gene Ontology annotation, biological process: protein phosphorylation. NCBI's taxonomy places the organism in Eukaryota, Metazoa, Arthropoda, Insecta, Hymenoptera, Apidae. The record is from RefSeq and is a predicted model, not a curated record. Gene Ontology annotation, cellular component: mitochondrion.
GAAUACAUAUUGGAACACAGUUCGCAUGUAUCCAUCGAUCCAGACGGUUUCAAGAAUGCAAUCAAAAAUAUUGUAAACACGCAUCUUCAAAGUAGAACCAAUGUGAAUUUUUAAAAAAAAUUUUAAAAAAUAUUUAUACACAAGGCGCAUGAAAUAAUGGUUGCAAUUAAAGAAGACUCGUUGAAUGAUCACUUAAAAAUAUUACAGGUGAACGUAAGUACCGUUGUGUCUGAAUUGUUUUCUGCCAUGGUUCGGCAUCGAGUUAAGCAAGAUGGAACCUUCAUCAACGUGAUUCUCAGUAUGGUAGUAAUUGAAGGCCUUGGUCGAAGUCUGGAUCCGAAUAUCGAUAUCUUCACAGAAGUUAUACCGUUUAUUUUUACAAAUACAACAUUGUGCCAUGAUUAAAUUAUGAAAUAUCGUUUGAAAUAUACGAAUAGCAAAACGCGCAUUAAUCGGGGAUAAACGUUUAAAGCAAAUUUUAAAAUUCUUUGCUAUCAAAAUAUAUAGCUUUUUAUCUUGUAAAUUUUUUUUGUUUAAACUUUACUAUAUAAAAGAGCAGUUGCGAAAAGUGAAGCUAUGAAAAGAAAAAUUGUUUUAUUAUUGUUAAUUUGUUGAAUAUGUGCGGCAAUCUUCAUCACUGAAUAAGGUAUCGCACGAGAAAGUCCCGUUUUAAUGACAAGUCAUUAUACGAGUCCUGAGAAGGAUUCCAAUUUUAAAACAGGCCAGUUACCCAUGAUCACUUCCUGGUUGGUCGACCAUCCUCGGUUCAACGAUAUAGCUUCCAUAUAUGUGUAUGUACAUAUGUAAUGUAUAUUCGUAAAUAUUCGAGUUAUAUUUUGAUCAUUCUUUUAAGUCUUUCGUAUAUGUAUAUAUUUUUGUAACUAUAGCAAGAUUAGAAUAUAUAUU